This is a messenger RNA of Carassius carassius (crucian carp), 1155 nucleotides long. RefSeq lists its product as uncharacterized. The transcript is spliced from 2 exons. Gene Ontology annotation, molecular function: nucleic acid binding. The coding region runs from base 26 to 772 and encodes 248 amino acids. The record is from RefSeq and is a predicted model, not a curated record. NCBI's taxonomy places the organism in Eukaryota, Metazoa, Chordata, Actinopteri, Cypriniformes, Cyprinidae.
CAUCCUCCGAAAGCACCCGUUCCGGAUGAAACCGGUAUACCACGUCCCUUUUGAACGAAACUCUGACAGAGUGAAAGACCAACGAGUGGAAUAUGUUCAGAGAAUCUUUGAGAUUGAAGGCUGGCCUGUUCCCCAUGAAAUUAUCUUUGUAGAUGAGGCUGGUUUCAACCUGACCAAAAGAAGGAGAAGGGGGAGGAACAUAGUUGGCCAUCGGGCUAUUGUAAAUGUCCCUGGUCAGUGCGGAGGGAAUGUCACUAUGUGCGCAGCCAUCAGCCAACGAGGGGUACUCCACCGCCAUGCCAUUUUAGGACCCUAUAACAAUAUGCUCCUCCUUGCUUUCCUCGACGGUCUAAGAGAGCAUAUGUUCCAGUUGGACCACAAGGAACCAGCACAACCAGAGGACCCUCACUACGUUGUUGUUUGGGAUAACGUCAGCUUCCAUCACGCUGCUCUGGUUCGAGACUGGUUUACCAAUAACCUGAGAUUUUCAAACAUCUUUCUGCCUGCAUACUCUCCCUUUCUAAACCCAAUAGAGGAGUUUUUUUUUUCGGCAUGGCGGUGGAAAGUGUAUGAUCGAGAACCUUAUAUGUGUGUUCACCUCAUCCAGGCCAUGGAAGAAGCCUGCCAAGAUGUGUCAGAUGCAUGCCAGGGGUGGAUCAGGCAUGCAAGAGGAUUUUACCCCCGCUGCCUGGCUAGGGCUAAUAUAGCCUGUGACGUGGAUGAGGUUCUCUGGCCUGACCCAGACCAAAGACGGGAGGCUGAGGCGGAAUAAUCUUUUUGUUGUUGUUGUACUGUGUAGUACAUGAAUGAAUAAAAAUGUGCCAAUGUAUCCAUUGGUUGUGUCUUUUGUUCAUCAUGUGAAAAGGUUUGUGAGGAGGGGAACCACAAGUAACAUAACUUACCAGUUUUGGAAAUGUUGUUUUGAAUUUAUUGCACCAGUGUGUUAGACUAUGUUGUAGUGUAUGUGAUUUUGAGGGCUUGUGUGUCCUGUCUGAGGGCAAAGUUUGAUUUUUCAGCAAGAGUGAAUGGUUUUGAGUGUAGAGCUUCAUUUUGACCUGAAAAUAGGUUGUUUGGGAAACUGGGUGAGACGUUAUGGAUUUGUGUUUAUAGUUUUGAGAAUACGAGGCAUAGUUUCAAAAAACGUGUUUAAGCAAU